CAACACCAAUCAAAACCCUAGAAAACUCCAAUCACAAUCACCAUCACCAUCAUCAUCAUCCUCAAUCCUCAAUCAUCAUCUCGAUUACAAAUCCCCACCAUCAAUCAAACCCUAACCUUCAUGACUCUCAAAUCCCCAAACCCUAACCCCUAACAAAAAUGCCAGAAACCUAUAAAAUCUCCAACACAGACUCCCCAACCAGCUCUCGAUCAGUAACCGAAACAAUCAACGGCUCACACCAGUUCAUAAUCCAAGGCUAUUCGUUAGCAAAAGGCACGGGGAUCGGAAAACACAUAGCGAGUGAUAAUUUCAUGGUUGGAGGUUACCAAUGGGCUGUGUAUUUCUAUCCUGACGGAAAGAAUCCGGAAGAUAAUUCGACUUAUGUUUCGCUUUUCAUUGCGCUUACUAGUGAGGGUUCGGAUGUUAGGGCUUUGUUUGAGUUGACUUUGGUUGACCAGAGUGGGAAGAAGAAGCAUAAGGUGCAUAGUCACUUCGAUCGGGCGUUGGAGAGCGGGCCGUAUACAUUGAAGUAUCGAGGGAGCAUGUGGGGAUACAAGCGUUUUUACAGGCGAGCAUUACUCGAAUCCUCAGACUAUCUCAAGGAUGACUGUUUGAAAGUCAACUGCACUGUCGGAGUGGUGGUUUCGGCAACACAUUGCCCUAGACAUUCCAUUCAAGUCCCCGAAUCCGAUAUUGGAUCAAAUUUCGGUAUGUUGCUGGAAAACAUGGAAGGUUCAGACGUUACAUUCAAUGUGGCCGGUGAAAUAUUUCAUGCCCAUAAGUUGGUAUUAGCUGCUAGAUCCCAUGUUUUCCAGUCCAAUUUCUCUGAUCAAGAUGGAGACCAUGAGAUUGUUAUUACCGAUAUGGAACCUAAGGUUUUUAAGGCUAUGCUCUACUUCAUAUACAGAGAUGAACUUAAUGAAGAUGUGUUGGCGGCUUCUAGUGCAUCCAGUGAAUCCUAUUUGGCGGAUACGUUAUUAACCAAGCUGUUAGCUGCUGCCGACGAGUAUGAUUUGUGCAGACUCAAGCGAAUGUGUGAGUCUAGUAUCUGUAAGGAUAUAUCUGUAAAUUCCGUUGGCCGAAUUCUAGCACUUGCGGAUACUUAUCAUGCUAUGGAACUCAAAGCUAUUUGCUUAAAAUUUGCUUCAGAAAACCUUGCAGCCGUUAUGCAAUCAGACGGGUUCGAGUAUCUGAAAGCGAACCACCCAUCAUUGCAAUCGGAGAUUCUGAAGACGGUUGCUGGUUGCGAUCAAGGCUAUAGCAGUGACGGUGGUGGUAAAACUCAGAGCGUUUGUGGUCAGCUUUCAGACGGUGGAGAUUCAGAUAGCAGGAGGGUAAGACAAAGGACUUGAUUAGAGUUAAUGUAGAACGAAAGUGUUGUAUGCUAUGCGGGUUUUGUUUUGAUGAUGGCUGUGUAUAAUACUUGCCAUGUAGGUGAAAUGAGCAGGGUUUGUUAAUCCACCUAUGGGUUUCAUUAGUUUGGUUCUUGAUGAUUCCAGUUAGUCCAAAUACACACACACAAACUGACAAACUGACAAACUGAAACACACAGAGUUGGCUUGUUAAGCUCUAUAUAUUGCACUAAAUGUCAUAAAGUAGGCUGUAAGCAUUAUUGUUUUGACAUGGAUGUAUGAUUUGUUUGAUGACAUACAAAUAAAGAGCCAUUAUUUUCUUGAA
Messenger RNA from Helianthus annuus (common sunflower), 1677 nucleotides. Its product is annotated as BTB/POZ and MATH domain-containing protein 4. NCBI's taxonomy places the organism in Eukaryota, Viridiplantae, Streptophyta, Magnoliopsida, Asterales, Asteraceae. The record is from RefSeq and is a predicted model, not a curated record. The coding region runs from base 159 to 1352 and encodes 397 amino acids. The transcript has 4 exons. Gene Ontology annotation, molecular function: protein binding. Gene Ontology annotation, biological process: protein ubiquitination.